CCUUUUCCAAAAGAAAACAAAGACACUACAAUAUGACAUGAUAUAAUUUCCAGACUGUUUUUUGGAACUUCAUUUUCCAUCUUCUCCAAUAAUUUUCAAGAAAACUCCCUCCUUUGUUUUCAGCAACCAUCAGAUUCUCAUACUCUCUUUGAUCAUUUUUCAGCAUCAUUGAUUUGAAGAGUAAGAAAAGAUUGUAUCUUGGCAAUCUUGGUAUACUAUACCUUAGCAAUUUCAAAGUCCCUUUUCUUGCCCUUUUUGCUUUUGGGUUCUUGGCUCAGAUCUGCUUUACUGAUUGGGCUUUCAAUUUUUAAUGCUCAAGAGGUAAGUUCUUGGUGGGUUUUUUUUUUUGUUUGAAGAGGUAAGUGUUUAUGCUUGAAUUUGGUUUGUGCUUUUGAGGAUUUUCAUUGAGAGAGUGAGGAUAAAUAUAUGCACUGGAUAGGUUCCUUAUGAAGUAAAAUUGUGUCUGAUUGGGAGUCAGUGGUGUGUGAUUCAAGAAUAGGGUUUCUCACCUUUCUGUUGAUGCCCUUUUGUGUUGGAGUGCUUAUUGCUGGUGCUUGUAUCGGGUGUUGAAUUUGUGAAGACAAGGAAAAGUGAGAAACAGGGACAAAAAAGAAUCUUGGGUUGGUUCAGGUUCAGGCAGGGGUGAAUGAUGAAGGUCCAGGGAACAGGGGUCUUCGGCAUAUUGCUUCUGCUGAUUAUGUGUAUGGUUGCACCCUCUGUGGAAGCUCAGACGACUUCGUUUUUCAUAAAUUGUGGGACAAAUUCCAGUGCAAAUGUUGAUGGAAGGAGAUGGGUUGGUGACACAGCUCCCAGGAACAAUGUCACCCUCAGUGCCCCAGGAAUUGAGGCCUCUACUACUAUGUUCAAUGGAGAUCCAGUAUAUGAGCCACUUUACAAAACUGCUAGAAUUUUUACCGAUACUCUGAAUUAUACUUUUCAAAUACCAAAUGGGGAUUAUUUUCUUAGGCUUCACUUUUAUCCGUUGGCAUUUGAUGGAUAUAAUGCUAAUGAGUCUUACUUCUCUGUUGUGGCAAAUGGUUUGGGGCUAGUUUCGGAGUUUAAUGUUCCUGGUGAGAUUUCGGAUAAGAAUUUGAACUUGCUAGGGUCUGGAGCCAAUUCCAGCUAUUUCUAUUUGUUGAAGGAGUACCUGUUUUCUGUUGACACAAAUGUGAUGGUUGUGAACUUCAUUCCAUCCAAAGGGUCAUUCGGUUUUGUGAAUGCAAUCGAAAUUAUUCCAGAGGGAAAUAGGCUGUUUGCGGAUGCAGUGAGCAGAGUGGGUGCAAAUGGUGGCAGUAGCUCAUUGAACAUGAGAGGGAUGGAAACCAUGUACAGAUUGAACGUUGGUGGUUCGACUAUUGAACCCUCAGAUGAUUCGCUUUUGUGGAGAACAUGGGAAGCAGAUUCAAGUUACAUGAUCAAUGCAGAUGCUGGUUCAGUAAUAAGAAACCGAUCUAAUAUUACUUAUGCCAACCCAAACAACACUGCCGUGGCUCCUCUUCUGGUGUAUGAAACAGCGAGAACUUUGACAAAUACUGAAGUCAUGGAGAAGAGAUUUAACAUGUCGUGGAAGUUGGUUGUUGAUCCAGAUUUUGAGUAUCUGGUCCGCCUGCACUUCUGCGAACUGGUUUAUGAUAAGCCAAAUCAAAGGAUUUUCAGAAUAUUCGUGGACAACAAAACUGCCGCCGACAACUUUGACAUCUAUGUUCGAGCUGGAGGAAUGAACAAGGCGUAUCAUGAGGAUUAUGUCGAUUCUAUUUCCUCCAGAAGCAACACCAUUUGGAUACAACUAGGUCCUGACCCUACAACAGGUUCUGCUGGAACUGAUGCUCUCUUGAACGGUUUGGAAGUGUUCAAGCUUAGUCGCAAUGGCAAUCUAGCUUAUGUAGAAACCUACAGCAAUGUGAAAGUGAAGAAAACGUCCAGAAGUUUGAUCCUUUGGGUGAGCAUAGGAGCAGGUAUUGCUUCCAUUGCAAUACUUGCAGCUAUAUGUAUGCUAAUUGUCUGGUUCUGUCGAAAGAAAAGAGAAGACAAUGAUGCCAAGAAGAGCCCCCCCGGUUGGCGGCCUUUGUUCCUCCAUGGAUCUGUCAUGAACAGUACCACCAACGCAAAAGGAUCAACUAGCUACCAGAAUCCGAAUGGACAAUUUGGUACUGUUAGAUCUGGACGGCGUUUUACAUUAACAGAGAUUAGAGCAGCAACCAAUAAUUUUGAUGAAAGUCUAGUCAUUGGAGUUGGAGGAUUUGGUAAGGUGUACAAGGGAGAGAUGGAUGAUAGCACCCUUGCUGCAAUUAAGCGAUCCAAUCCCCAAUCUCAGCAGGGCCUCAAAGAAUUUGAGACCGAGAUUGAAAUGCUGUCCAAACUAAGGCACAGGCAUCUUGUGUCUUUGAUUGGAUUCUGCGAUGAACAGAACGAAAUGAUCUUGGUAUAUGAGUACAUGGCUAAUGGAACUCUCAGGAGUCAUCUAUUCGGGAGUGACUUACCGUCGUUAAGUUGGAAGCAACGACUAGAAAUUUGCAUUGGUGCAGCCCGAGGACUGCAUUACCUUCACACAGGUUCAGAGAGAGGUAUUAUUCACAGGGAUGUCAAGACAACCAACAUAUUGUUGGAUGAGAACUUUGAUGCUAAAAUGGCUGAUUUUGGGCUGUCCAAGACUGGCCCUUCACUAGAGCACACACAUGUAAGCACUGCUGUCAAAGGAAGCUUUGGUUAUCUCGAUCCUGAAUAUUUCAGAAGGCAGCAAUUGACUGAAAAAUCCGAUGUCUACUCAUUUGGCGUGGUCCUCUUUGAAGUUGUUUGUGCAAGAGCUGUUAUUAAUCCAACAUUGCCGAAAGACCAGAUCAAUCUUGCAGAAUGGGCAAUGCGUUGGCAAAGGAAAAAAUCACUCAAAAGCAUUCUUGACCCUCAACUCAAAGGAAAUUAUUCUCCAGAAUCAUUAGUGAAAUUUGGAGAUAUUGCAGAGAAAUGUCUAGCCGAUGAGGGGAAGAGCAGGCCGACAAUGGGAGAAGUUUUAUGGCACUUGGAAUAUGUGUUACAGCUUCACGAAGCUUGGUUGCGCAGCAAUGCUGGAGAUAGUUCCGUUUCCAUAGUUGAGGAUUUGGGUCCUAUUCACGAGGGAGAAUCUGAGGAGGUUCUCGACGCUGCAAAUUCAGAUACUGGUACAGAGAUUAAAACUAAGGAAGAUGGCGAAUCAGUGUCAAGGACAGAUAGAGAUCCAAUGGAUCCCAUGGCUGUUGGGGUCGAUGAAUUUUCACAGAUGGUAAACCAACAGGGAAGGUGAAGGCCAGAGGCUAUGCUGGAAAUGGAUCCGCGCAUUCUGCAAAUACUUUUUCACAAUUUUCCAUGUGCAUGCACCUCAGGCAUUGAGAGCAAGGAUUACUUGUUCAAGAAACUUUAAAAUUAAUCAGGCUGAAUUCUUUUAUUCUUGUUUGAUGUCUGAAUCAACAUGAUGCAUAUCAGGCAUUGAAGAUUAUGUAUGCUGUUUUUCAUUGUGUUUUAGGCUUUGGCAUCAAAUGCUGGUCGUCCGUCUUCCAUUAAUGUUAUGUGAAAGAGCUUGAAUGACUGCGAUGGAGGGAGAGUAGCGCAUUUGGACAGGAUUUGUUUCAUGGUGUUGUUACAUCUGUAUACUUUUUUGAGUUGUAAUGAGUUUGGUUUCUUGUUGUUGUUGCGUGCAUCCUCAUAUUUUGUAUUUAUGGAAGUCUCAACUUUUCUCCUCAGCUACCGUUUUUGAUUUUGGACA
Sesamum indicum (sesame) is the source of this 3736-nucleotide messenger RNA. RefSeq names its product hercules receptor kinase 2 (gene HERK2). Gene Ontology annotation, molecular function: ATP binding; protein kinase activity. Gene Ontology annotation, biological process: protein phosphorylation. NCBI's taxonomy places the organism in Eukaryota, Viridiplantae, Streptophyta, Magnoliopsida, Lamiales, Pedaliaceae. The record is from RefSeq and is a predicted model, not a curated record.